Messenger RNA from Morus notabilis, 3705 nucleotides. RefSeq lists its product as uncharacterized. Gene Ontology annotation, molecular function: protein binding; translation elongation factor activity. The transcript has 5 exons. The coding region runs from base 191 to 3373 and encodes 1060 amino acids. The record is from RefSeq and is a predicted model, not a curated record. Gene Ontology annotation, biological process: mitochondrial translational elongation. Gene Ontology annotation, cellular component: mitochondrial matrix. Lineage: Eukaryota; Viridiplantae; Streptophyta; Magnoliopsida; Rosales; Moraceae.
UCUAACUCUUAACUAGGCUCCAACUCUAUCACCAACGGAGAUAUACGGAGAAGAACAAGCUUCAGGGACUUGUAAAAGUUUAGUUUUGGAGUCAUUUUUUAGCUCAAGUUUUGGCCUUUUGAAGCAACCAGAGGUGAAGCAAGGGAUGACGGACUUGCUCUAGUGGAAAGCUUCUGUGAUUUGAUUCAAUAUGACACCUGUAAUUCCAUACUCUAUAAGCAAUGUUUCGCUUAUUCCUGGAACAGUGUUUAGAACAAGGAAAACUUAUUGCUCAACAAGAUUCAGCUUGUCAAGGAAAUCCACAAUAAAUACACGAUCCCCACAAAGUUUUUUGUUACCUCGUUCAGCAUCUUUUGGAUUACUUACACCAUAUGGCAGGGGUUGUUCUUUACAUAAUCAAUCUAGAAUCUAUUUAUUAUCAGCUACGGGGACUGAUGUAGCUGUGGAGGAACCCGAUUCUCCAGUUACAGGUGAAGAUUCUGCUGGAGACUCAGAAGUUUCAUCUGAUGCAGCGGAAGUGAAAUCCGAUGUGACUCCAACUCCAGCUACACCAAAACGUUCAAGACCUGUUAAGAAAAGUGAGAUGCCACCAGUAAAGAAUGAGGAGCUGGUUCCUGGUGCGACGUUUACUGGCAAGGUGAGAUCGGUUCAGCCAUUUGGUGCAUUCAUCGACUUUGGAGCUUUCACAGAUGGCCUGGUACACGUGUCCAGGUUGAGUGAUAGCUUCGUCAAGGAUGUCGGAAGUGUUGUUUCUGUUGGGCAAGAAGUGAAGGUGCGAUUAGUUGAAGCAAACACGGAGACUGGGCGGAUUUCUCUCUCUAUGCGUGAAAGUGACGAUGUUGAUAAAGCACAACAACGGAAAGAUACUUCUGCAAGUAAUGAUAGGGCUGGACCUGGAAGAAGGAAUGCUCCAAAGUCUAGCCAGAGGAAAGCCGAGGCAAAGAAAGUAUCAAAGUUUGUCCAGGGACAGGAUCUAGAGGGCACAGUGAAGAAUAUGAACAGGGCUGGUGCUUUCAUAUCUCUUCCAGAAGGGGAGGAAGGAUUCCUGCCCAUUGCGGAGGAACUUUCUGAUGGAUUUGGGAAUGUGAUGGGGGAAACUUCACUUGAGGUCGGUCAAGAAGUCAGCGUUCGGGUGCUGCGUAUCAGCAGAGGACAAGUGACCUUGACAAUGAAGAAAGCAGAAGAUAUUCCAAAGUCGGAUGUACAGAUCACUCAAGGGAUCCUCCACACAGCUACAAACCCGUUUGUGCUGGCCUUCCGCAAGAACAAAGACAUUGCUGCGUUUUUGGAUGACAGAGAAAAUAUAGAGGAAGUGGCUGAAAAACCAGUGACACCAAAGGUUUCGGAAGAAGUGGAAAAGGAGGUUAGUGAAACGGUGGCAGAUUGCCUCACAGAGCAGGACCAACCAGUAAGCAGUGACGAAACGACAGUUGGUGUCACUUCUGCAGUGGAUGAAAAAGUGGAGACUGAUGAAGCUUCUUCAGAGAAAGCAGAAGCCAGUGCAUUAGAAGAUCCUAUAACUGAGGAGGCUUCUUCAGUAGAUGAGGCAGAGAGUGAGGAAAAGCCCGACUCGUCCGCUGAAUCAGCUGAACCAAUAUUAUCUCUGGAAACUUCAACAGCUGAAGAGGUCUCAAAAGAACAAGCGGAUGAUGCUACUACUGUUAAAGAUGACCUGCAAAUAGAAACACCUACCUCAGAGAGUGAUGUCUCGUCCUCUUCACCAACUGAGAAUAAGGUGGAACCUGAUUCUGAUGGAAAUGGCAAUAUAACCAGCUCAGAUGAUGGUUCUCAAGGAAUAGCUGAGGACCAAGCCUCAUCUCCAGAAAGUCCAGCCGUUGAAGACAUAAACAACGUAGCUGAUGAUAAAAAGGAUGAUGUGCAGAUAGAGACGCAUGUUGGCGAAACCAAAAUCCCUUCUGCCUCAAAAGUAGAGGAUACAAAUGCAGGAGUUAUUUCUGACAAGAAUGGCAGUGUUCCUGACUCAAAUGACCAAACUAGCGUCCCUUCCUCCAAUGAAAAUGUGACUAAAGCAACUAUAUCACCAGCUCUCGUGAAGCAGCUGCGUGAAGAAACAGGAGCUGGAAUGAUGGAUUGCAAAAAAGCUCUGUCUGAGACUGGAGGUGACAUUGUUAAAGCUCAGGAGUAUCUCAGAAAGAAAGGCUUGGCAAGUGCAGAAAAGAAAGCCAGCAGAGCUACUGCUGAAGGAAGAAUAGGUUCAUACAUACACGAUAGCAGGAUUGGCGUGUUGGUUGAAGUGAACUGUGAGACGGAUUUCGUCUCCAGGGGCGACAUUUUCAAGGAGUUGGUAGAAGAUCUAGCCAUGCAAGUGGCUGCAUGCCCUCAAGUACAGUAUCUUUCCACCGAAGAUGUCCCUGAAGAGAUUGUGAACAAGGAACGGGAGAUUGAGAUGCAGAAGGAAGAUCUAUUGUCAAAGCCGGAGCAGAUUAGGGCCAAGAUCGUUGAAGGCCGGAUCAAGAAGAGGCUUGAUGAGCUGGCAUUACUUGAGCAGCCCUACAUUAAGAAUGAUAAGGUUGUGAUUAAGGACUGGGUGAAGCAGACAAUUGCAACCAUUGGGGAAAACAUAAAAGUGAAGCGAUUUGUGCGGUACAAUCUCGGAGAGGGCUUGGAAAAGAAAAGUCAAGACUUCGCCGCUGAGGUAGCUGCCCAGACGGCAGCGAAACCGGUGCCAAAAGAGCAGCCUGCUGUGGUGGAGGAGGCUAAGGAAACUGUUGAAAAGUCUCCAACUGUAACCGUGUCAGCCGCUUUGGUCAAACAAUUACGUGAAGAAACUGGAGCAGGGAUGAUGGACUGCAAGAAAGCUCUUUCAGAGACCGGAGGGGAUAUUGAAAAGGCACAGGAAUACCUCAGAAAGAAAGGUCUCUCAUCCGCCGAAAAGAAAUCCAGCCGACUUGCAGCCGAAGGCAGGAUCGGUUCUUACAUUCACGAUGCCCGCAUUGGAGUUCUGCUCGAAGUGAACUGCGAGACAGACUUUGUCGGUAGAAGUGAAAACUUCAAGGAGUUGGUUGAUGAUCUGGCAAUGCAAGUUGUGGCCGGCCCGCAGGUGCAGUACGUAUCAGUUGAAGACGUUCCAGAGGACAUAGUGAAGAAGGAAAAAGAACUCGAGUUGCAAAGAGAGGACCUCAAAUCGAAACCCGAGAACAUCAGAGAGAGAAUUGUUGAGGGUAGGGUCUCCAAGAGGCUUGGAGAGCUUGCCCUUCUAGAGCAACCCUACAUCAAAAACGACAGCAUCUUGGUGAAGGACCUGGUGAAGCAAACUGUUGCUGCUCUUGGCGAGAAUAUCAAAGUUAGAAGGUUUGUUCGUUUCACUCUGGGGGAGACGGUUGAAAAUGCCGAGGGAGUAUCCGAAGCAUAAAGCUAGAAAGGCUUGUCGAAAACAUGACGAAAUAUGGUCGGUCUGAGUAGUUUUACUAAAAGGAAGGUACAGAAUGAGUGGAUCAAACUAAUUUUUAGAUCAAAGUAAUCUUUUGAUUCUUUUUUGUUGUGAUUUAAGGUAAAAAUGAGGCGUCUAUCUGUAGCCAGACUUUUUGUACUUGUUAUAUCACCAAAAACCAUUUUGAGAUCUGCAUCUGAGAGAGGAAGUUGGGCAUCUUUUGGUUUAUUCUUUGUUGUAUUAAUGACAGAAAUACAGAUUCUGUAAAUGCAUUUUUGGAACCAUCAUAUUUCAUAUAUCAAAGUAUGGCCUAU